UUGCGCAGCUGUGAUUAGCUGAACGCGCCUCUUGUCUUUUGAUAAAGGAGUCUCAUUCGGGCGACGGCAGACAUGGAGGAGCUGAGCGCCGUGGGAGAGCAGGUCUUUGAUGCGGAAUGCAUUUUAAACAAACGCCUGAGAAAGGGAAAGUUGGAGUUUCUGGUGAAGUGGAGGGGAUGGUCCGUCCAAAUGCACAGGUUUGUUCUGUGGAAACUGAAAUCGGAUCUGAGAGGGGGAGGCAGACACAACAGCUGGGAGCCCCAAGAAAACAUCCUUGACCCGAGACUGUUGGCUGCGUUCAACAAGAAAGAGCAAGAAAAGGAGCUUCUGAUGCGCAAGAAGGGGAAAAGGCCGAGGGGACGACCACGGAAAAUCCUAGAAAACGUGCCCGAAGCUCCAAAGUCAAGCAGCUCUUCGUCUGGCUCAUCUUCAUCAUCCUCUGAUUCCUCAUCCUCGUGCUCCUCCUCUUCAUCCUCAUCAGACGACGAUGACGACGAGGGCCACGCCGAACAGGCAAACCUGAGCGUCAGAACACGAGACCAUCAUCCCGUCCCCCAGAAGAAGGCGCAGAUUGCCGUGGCAAAACAGGAGCCCCCAAAGAAACGGAGCAGGAAACCCCUACCCCCCGACGUGAAGGAAUUUCAACAGAACAAGGGCCCUCGCAAGAUCCCGAAGACGUCCAAAGAUACCGAUCUUCCAGGAGCGAUCAAGAAGCCCGUUCACCCAGCAAGCUUCACAUUCAUGGGUUUUCAUCGGGGCUCGACCAGGGAUGCAGUGGGUGGUCAGAACAAGGGCCCUCUGACCCAGGGCGGGGUUGUUAAAAACUCCAUGGGCUCCGUGGGAUCUGGCAGGUCAGUCCAACCUGCCUCCCCCUCCCUAAACAAGUCCAGCCAGAGCAGGAAUGUCACUGAGGGUAAACUGUCCAUCUCCAGUGUGAACAGCAGUCUGGAUUUGAAAGCAGCUGCUAGUAAAUCAAAAGGGGUAGCAGCGUUAAAUCUGAAUACAUCCAAACACCCAAUUCAAGGGACCACUCAGCAUACACUAAGUUCCCCCAAUGGACAAAAGAAACCCCAGGCCCCUGUGUCAACACUGCAGCGGAUACCCAAUACUAAAGCAGUGGCUUCCUUACCAUCGAAGAAUGCCUCCUCCAAUCAGGGUCCUGGCCUUCAGCCCCUCAACCUUCAUAACAAACUGGUGCAAGGCAACGAUGCUCCUGGAAAUGGCACUGCCCCAGUGUCAGGCCUGAGGAACGCAACGAACCCAGCAAGGAAAACGACGGUCACACAAAAUCAGGAGUAUAAUCCCCCCAAGAGUCCAGCGGCCCCCGGAAGACUGCAGGCCAGAAAGAACCAGCCUGGAGCAGACAAGGUCAAAGAGGCGACUGAAAUCCAGACCCCCAGAGUCCAAGGUAGGCUAGAGAAGAGCAGCGUGCAGAAGUCCUCCACCGAGGUCCAGAGCCAGCAAGAGAGGUCGGCCUCCAAAGACGGCAAGAAAGCCAAAAUGAAUGACAUGAGCACGGGCGAAGACGAGAGCAGCUCAGACUCCGACCAGGACUACGCUGGACAGAAUCGCUCAGUAGCGGUCCAGAACCAGGACUGGAAGCCCACGCGGAGUCUGAUAGAACAUGUGUUUGUCACGGAUGUCACUGCUAAUCUAGUUACUGUCACAGUCAAGGAGUCGCCAACCAGUGUGGGCUUCUUCAGCAUUCGCAACUACUGACAGGACUCCACACACUGCAAACCAGAUGGGACCCUGAAGCAAACAGAGGGCUUUUGGGUUCGGAAGGAUUUAGAUAAACCUUUGGCUGGAGAAUUCCUGAGGAAUGUGUCAGGGAAUGGAGGUUAAUUUGCUCUUCAUCUUAUUUUAGGUAAAAGACCAAUUUUUAGGUUAAAAAAAAAAAAACAAGUUAUGGAUUGUGAUUAUUUAUUUGUCUACAAAUUGUUCAAGAAGUGGCUGUGGAUGGAGGAAGAGAUGCAGAAGGUUCCAUUUUGGUCUCGCCGGAUCUUUGUGGUUUCAGUGAGCCCAAAAUUAGAAAAAUAACUUAUUCAUCUUUGAAGUAUCAAGAUAAAACACCAACGCCCUGUGUAGGUUGCUGAACCUAUACUCAUACAGUCGAUCAUGUUGCUCUCUUCUGUGUCUCUGUUGAGAUGAUCUUUUGUGAUGUAUAACAACAGAUGAGAGGAAUGUCUAAGUGAAGAAAUGAUGAAAGGGUAGGCAUGGAUAGGAGUAGCUUCUUUUAUGGGUAGCAGACAUUUAGUUUGUCAGUGUUGUGAAUCCAUACCAAUCAAUAGCUAAUGUAAAGCAGUUUUUAGUUCUUAGUAUAGUAUUGUUUAUUUUUUAAUGUUUCAUAAAUUAGCUACCUCUUUUUUUCUCAACGUUUGCUGCAUAUGUAUAUUCAUUUCUCAUGGGAUAGGAAAACCUUUCCCUCCAGGGUAUACCAUCAUUGUGUGUCCGUAUGUUUUUUUUUUUUUUUUUAUAUAGCUAAUUGUAUUGGACUCUCGUGCGGGGUGAAAUUGUGUUGGUACCAGCACCCUGAUCGAACGGAAAGAACAGCUUCAUUUCUGGGUCAUGUAAAACUCCAUCAGGACAGCCUCUGACUUCCACACUGUGUCGAACUGUGCGCGCCGUUAUCGCCUCAGUAAGGAGUUUCAUUCCACAGUGCAGCCAGUUUAUCAGCGCAGUUUCCCAAACGGGCUGAAGCAUGUGGGGAGUCAGAUACGGUAUCUCGGUCCCUCCGCUACGUGCAGAUAAGGCUCUUGUCCUGGCAGAGGUUUGCUCUUCUGCCUGCGCAUCAGUUCUGCCCUUCCAGAAGAUAUUCACCAGCGACUUUAAUCUUCUCAGACUCAUAAUUAAUAUGGACAAAGACCAGAGAAUAAGUGCUUGUGUUGAAAUGGCAGGAUGACCAUGGGCAUUCGCACCGGACGAUGCUUCUCCCUCAGACAGUCGGAGCUUCCCAUGAGCCUUUGAGUUCGCUGAAGGCUUUGAAACCACUUUGGCAAAGGACGGGUGUGGACAAUGCUCGAGAAUAAGCAGCUCAGCGUUGUUUGUCGCUGACCACAAAGCACCAGAUGUCAUUCUGUCUGUUGCUACUGGUGUUUCAAACUGAAAUACCAGAUUUGUUUUUUUUUUUUUGUUUUUUUUAACUUGCAGCUGCAGACGUCUCAUUUCACCCGCCUGCAUGGGUUCAGGAGCUGCAGGCCCGGCCUCCCAGAGAAAAAAGAAAAAGGUUUUUAUCUGAUGUAACGGAAAAGAAACCACAACAAUGUGCGCUACUUUCUGCUCCCUCGAGAGGAGUUCAGCAACCAAGCACUUCGACUGAACUCUUCUGUCUAAUCCUGCUCUGCAGACUGUGCCUUUCUUUCUCUCAAAGACUUAACACAAAGGCAUUACCCCAAAGAUGGCUAGAAUUUCAGGUUGUUCAAUAAAGGAGUACCCCUAGAGCAUAGCAUGGAGACUGGACCAGUUUUAUUGUUUUGAAGCGGGAAAGGAAACCACUGCUGGAAGACUUUUUCACAAAUGCAUGGAACAUUUUGAUGCCUUAUUGAAACAAUAAGAGUGGUUUAGGUUAAAGUCAGAGAAGUAGUUUCCAUUCAGGAUCAGCUGAAAAACAAAGUGCAUCAGGCGGUAGGUGAAGAUUAGUCUAGGCACAAUCAGAAUGUCAUUUAUCACCACCAUGUGAUAGGCUAUGGGGUAAUGCAAGGUGUUUUAUAUGGAACAUUCUUUCUAAUGUAUCUGAUUUCUUAUUUGAUGAAAAGAACAAACUUGGCAUAAAUAUGUUUCCAGUUUUUUUAUUUUUAUUUAGAUCUACUAACCAUCUCAUUGGAGUAUUGUUCUCUUUAUAAUCUAUUUAUUUCAAAUCAAGAGCCUUUCAGGGUAGGACAGUGUCAGCAAUCCUUGUAUUGUGCCACUCGUCAAAUUGACUAAUAAAUGGUACAACCUUA
Morone saxatilis (striped sea-bass) is the source of this 3941-nucleotide messenger RNA. It is a transcript of the gene cbx2, whose product is annotated as chromobox homolog 2 (Drosophila Pc class). Gene Ontology annotation, cellular component: PRC1 complex; heterochromatin. Gene Ontology annotation, biological process: negative regulation of transcription by RNA polymerase II. The record is from RefSeq and is a predicted model, not a curated record. The transcript has 6 exons. Lineage: Eukaryota; Metazoa; Chordata; Actinopteri; Moronidae. The coding region runs from base 73 to 1719 and encodes 548 amino acids.